UGAAAGAGCAGUCAGUGCUUUUAACUGCUGAACCAUCUCUCCAGCCCCCCAUUGUUCAGGGCUUUAAAAAUACUUUUAGUUAUGUGUGUUCUUUCGUGUCUGUAGGUAUGUGCACAGGAGUACAGGUGCCCUGAGAGGCUAAUGAUGUCAGAUCCCCUGCGUCUGGAGUUAGAGGUCAUUGUGCGUCACCUGAUAACAGGAACCCAGCUAGGGUCUAUAGCAAGAAGAGAACCCUGCAGUCACCCUCCAUCCCCAGUCAGCACUAUCAGCCUCAACAGGCUAGGCUGGAGUACUUGCUGAAGAGCCAAGGGAUUUCUCGACAGCACUGGGAAGAGGGUCAGGUGGCUCACUGACUGUGUCUGUCUGAGAGCACUGACAUGAGGGUUAUUACAAGGUAAGAGGUAUGUAAUUAAGCAGUCCUGACCAAGGCGUCGUUCAGCCGUAAUAAACUCAUUGUCUUAGGUGUCUUGAUAAAUCCUUAAUGUGUUCAUUGUUGAGAGUGGAACCUGCUAUCAGGUGGCCUGUCCAGUUUGGUUUUGAUUGUUCCUGGCUCAAGCCGGGCAGUGGUGGCGCACGCCUUUAAUCCCAGCACUCGGGAGGCAGAGGCAGGCGGAUCUCUGAGUUCGAGGCUGGGCUGGACUGACAGCCUCCAAAACAAUACAGAGAAACCCUGUCUCGUAAAAACCAAAAAAUAAAUAAAGGUUAAGGACACUACUCUACCUCAGCUAAAGACAGGAAGGCAGAAACUUAACUCCAUAAAGAUUCUGAAGUAGGUACCUGUGGUUUGGUUUGGUUCCGGUUAUUGCUUUUGAAGCCAGGCAUGGUGGCUGAAACCUUACCCCACUCUUAGAAGGCCACCUGAUGGAGUGGGUAGUUAGUUAGGGAAGGCGCAGUGAUGUUUUGUCUUUGACACUGCUACUGAGAGGUUGUGGUGGACAGCCAGAGAGGCCUGCUCCCACUCUGCCUUUUAACACACCCUUUUCUGUGACCCCACAUCUCCAUCCAGCUAAACCAGAGUCCUGUAACCCAACAACCAUUAGCCGCAUUCCACACCCUCUUUAAAGAGCUGUUUUAAAUGCCUCCACCUGCCCUCCUCGCUUCCCCUUUGUUUCCUUAUUCCUGCGCUCCUGUCCCCUUGGCUUAACACCUGUACCUGAAAUGCGUCUUCUUCCCGCUAGUUACCAGGCCUCCUUUCAGACACCACAGGCUCCAGAGUCCUGGCUUCUGUUUCAGACACCACAGGCUCCAGAGUCCUGGCUUCUAUUUCAUAGAGUAUGUGUAGUCUAAGCUGGACACCAUCACACAGGUGCAGUGCUGGAGUCUGAACCCGAGGCUUUCUGCUUGCUAGGAGGUACCCUGUCAGCUGAGCUCCAUUCCCAGCCCAACCACAGUCAAGUUGAAAAGAUCUGCAAGUCCUCCCUCACAGCCACCCUCAGCAGAUGGUCGCCUGUACCUCACUGCACCUCCCAACCCAGUCCCCAUUAGUCUACCAGUUCCCGCCUCAGCUGCUGGGACAGCAUCUUCCCUCCCACCCCUUUGCAGGCCAGACUCCUUGGAUGCCUUCAGGGACCUUCAGAUACACAUAGGCCAUCUCAUGUCACUAGGGAUUUAUAUGAAGAUAAAAAUCGGUCAUGCAAAUGACAUACAAGAACUCCGUUGUGCCAUCCUGACUGCCCAGCUUCUUGGACACGCUUGGUGACCUAAGCCUUAUGGCUCAUUGACUAUUCUAAAAAUUUCAGUGGACCUGAAGGUCCCUGCUCAGGUCUGUGUCUGUCUCUCUCUCUGUAUAGACAGGGUCUCGCUAUGUAUCCAUGGUUGGCCUGGAACUUGCUAUAUAGAUUAGGCUGACCUAGAAAUCUGCCUCUGGAGUGCUGAAAUUAAAGGUGUGGGCCGUUAGGCUCUGUGUGCACGCUCACGUGUAACAAGGUGACCUUGAACAGAAUUCUGAUCUUCCUACCUCCACUCACUUCUGAGUAUUGGACUACAGGCAUGCAUUACCUAGCACCCAUGAUUUAUGCAUUGCUAGGGAUGGGACCCAGAGUCUUGGGCAGGCUUCACUAGCACUCUACUGAGUUACAUCUUCAGCUUCUGAUAUAUAUCCCAGGCUUCCAAGUCGCAAUGAUCCCUUUUGUAGGCCCUUGGGGUCCUGAGAAACCACGCCCCUCUGGGCUUGUGAAUGUGGAAAUGAGGGGAAAGUACCAAAAGGGGACCGACAUGCAGUAAGGAGCAAAGCACACCUACGCGCAACAGGAAGAUCGGAACCAGAACAAAUCCAUGCAUUUGGUAGAUGUAGUGGCACCGGGAGCAAUGAAUGCAUGCAGAAGGAGGUCUCCCAAGCAGUCCCGAGUGGGCGGGGCCUCAAACUGUUGGUAGCCCUGUGGGCGGGGCCUUACGCUGCACCUCCUUGCCGGCACCGGGUGGGGCGGGGCCUCGCUCUGCACCUCCUCGCUGGCGCCUGGGCGGGUGGCUCGCGUUGGCCGCGAUAUGGCUGCGCUGGUGGAGCCGCUGGGUCUGGAGCGGGGGGACCCGCGGGUCGUGUCGAUCGCUUCCAGCCUGACCUCGGUCGCCCUUCCUGCUGCCCUCGCGUGCCUUCGUGGUCCCCACUGCGUUCUGUAGACGUGUCCCGGGCCGUGGAGCUGCUGGAGAGGCUGCAGCGCAGCGGAGAGCUGCCCCCGCAGAAGCUGCAGGCCCUGCAGCGGGUCCUGCAGAGUCGCUUCUGUUCUGCUAUCCGCGAGGUGUACGAGCAGCUCUAUGACACGCUGGACAUCACUGGCAGUGCCGAAGUGCGGGCUCACGCCACAGCUAAGAGUCAUCCCUGGAGGUGUGGCGGAUCGCCAUGGUGGCCUCAAGAGGGGAGACCAACUGCUGUCUGUGAAUGGUGUGGUGAGUGGGCAGUGGUCUGUGCGGAGCCCGGGAGCUGUUGGCCGUCCACGGGAGCACAGCCUUUGUAGACCGGGGGGGGGGCGCUGCUGGCCCCCAAAAACUCAGGAGACCAGUCCAGUGUAGAGGACGGGAGUUUCUCAGACUAAGAGGAGGGCGGCUCUGCAUGGGACAGAUAGGGCCUGUAACUGCGCUCUCUCUCUGCCUGUCUCUCUGUCUGUCUCUCUGUCUCUCUCUCUCUCUGUCUCUCUGUCUGUCUCUGUCUGUCUCUCUGUCUGUCUUUCUCUCUCUGUCUCUCUCUCUCUCACACACACACACACACACACACACACACACACACACACACACACACACACACACACACGAGGAGAAAGGUUGACUCUGAUGGAAGUCUGGGCCACCCAGCAUCCUGAAGUCCCAGUGGUUAGAAUGCCAGGAACCACUGCCAAGGAGGUAGUCUGGCCAGAAAAGCUGGGUUUUUGCUGCUGGCUGAGGAUAGGAGAGCAAUAGGCUUAGGGGUGCAGUGUAGAUGGACCUCUCGGGACUCUGGAAGGAUGGACAGGUUCAGUGACCUGGUUCACCGACUGAGCUGUGGUGACGUGGCAGAUUUCAGGGUGCGGUGUGGGUGAUGAGUCUACAUUCACGGGAGGGGGGUGAGGCCUCGGAGACUCAACCGUAGCAGCACCUCACUACCCACCGGUCCCAUGUCCUGGGUAGGGUGGUAAGGGCAGCAGUUUGGGCCAGCAGCCAGUGCGAGGCCUGCCCUGCAGAGUGUGGAGUGCGAACAGCACGAAAAGGCCGUGGAGCUCCUCAAGGCCGCCCAGGGCUCAGUGAAACUGGUGGUUCGCUACACCCCGCGGGUGCUGGAGGAGAUGGAGGCUCGCUUUGAGAAGAUGAGGUCUGCCCGCA
Mesocricetus auratus (golden hamster) is the source of this 3789-nucleotide messenger RNA. It is a transcript of the gene Lin7b, whose product is annotated as lin-7 homolog B, crumbs cell polarity complex component. The record is from RefSeq and is a predicted model, not a curated record. Gene Ontology annotation, cellular component: synapse; MPP7-DLG1-LIN7 complex; basolateral plasma membrane. The transcript is spliced from 4 exons. The coding region runs from base 2316 to 2951 and encodes 211 amino acids. Gene Ontology annotation, molecular function: L27 domain binding. Lineage: Eukaryota; Metazoa; Chordata; Mammalia; Rodentia; Cricetidae. Gene Ontology annotation, biological process: protein localization to basolateral plasma membrane; neurotransmitter secretion; maintenance of epithelial cell apical/basal polarity.